This is a messenger RNA of Paramuricea clavata, 3106 nucleotides long. The record is from the annotation of a GenBank genome assembly. NCBI's taxonomy places the organism in Eukaryota, Metazoa, Cnidaria, Anthozoa, Malacalcyonacea, Plexauridae.
CAGGUCCGGUACCGGGCAUGCGCGAGGCCGUGGCUUAAUGAGCAUACUGUCUGAAAGUGAGGCUGAUAAACAAAGGAAGAAAAUAAUUGAACAUCACGUAAGUUUAUCUUUUACAUUCUUGUGUCGUCGGUUUUAUAAUAGAGAAGUUCUGAUUUAACUUCCGCUACCUCUCACAGCCUUAAUACGCAUUUGAUUGAUUAAUCGAGUACACGGCAAAAACGAUCAGGUUGUUGCAAUAGUUGAUGAAAACAGGAUUGAACGAUGUUUUGCUGCCCGCAUGUAUUGUUCAAUAUUGUUGACAAUUGUGAACAACGUUGGCAGCAAAACAUUGUUCUAUCCUGUUGAAAACAGCGGGCUCAGCGUUUUUACGCGUGUAGAAUAAAUGCAUCUGAUUGGUUAUUGGCAACCACCCUAAUACAUUUGCAAUGUAUCGCAUAUCCGUUGCCCGCUUCAGAACUGUAAAUUCUUGCGAGCAGGAUAUCCUAUAUUCAGUAUAGACACCAAAUUUUUAUGUUUGGAUUUUUCAACCAGGAAAGAAAAAUCGUUAUCCUGGACUGAGAAUGUGUGUUCUUGUGUUAUAGAAAGCGAUCGAGCUUCAAGUUGAGGAUCGAAGGCGACAAAAGAUGGAGGAACGAGAACGUCGUCUUCGAGAAGAAGCUGUAGAGGAUGAACGAGUGGCGAAGGAAAGAGAAAAAUUACAGAAACAAUUUGAAGAAGAAGUGAUCAAAAUGAAAGAAAAAGAGGUUUGAUUAUUCAUUUAUGAAGUCAGAUCUUUUGUGAUGCAUGAUUUUUCUGUUAAUAGUUUUUAACAUAACAUGGCUCUAUAUGAUGUUUGUGAUGCUACUCUGAGUGUGCAUCCACACUGGGCAAGCUGAAAAGUUAGCUUGGCCACGGUGGGAAUCGAACCCGCGACCUUUGGGAUACUAGUCCAAUGCUCUGGCAGCUAAGCUACGUGGUCAAGUCGGUUCAAGUUGAUGAUAUUUCGGAACCGAGUCUAUAUAGUUCCUUCGAUAUCAGUGUAUUAUAUGAUAUGAUAACCCGUGGCCAAGCUAACCUUAACUUUUCAGCUUGCCCGGUGUGGAUGCACAUUCAGAGUAACAUCACAAACAUCAUAUACACCUGAAUACAUAACACCAACACACACAAAAUAAUGGCUCUACAGGGUGUAUCAAAAUAAACGCAAUUCAUUUUUUGUGCUUAAUAACUUUCGAAAUACUAUUUCUAGUUAAACGCUUUUAGGCUUACUUCAAAGCCUGUUCUUUUCUCUUUCAAACAAACUAUUAUCCUUGUCUCCAAUGCUAGUAAUAAUUGCACAGGAAAAAUUUAGUAAAACCUUUCAUUUUUAGUUGCUGGAUGUUUAAUUAUGCAAGUUUACUAUGUUAUUGUUUAGUCGGUUUAAAUGUUAGAAUUUUCUUUUUUAAACUUUAAUGUUGUCGUCACUACAUCUGGAAAACCACGUAAGAACAAAUUAAAAGUAUUUUAAAAGAGACCAGGUUGUUUGAAAAUCUAAACGAAUGCUAAAAAUCGUCAAAACAUUCUGGUGUCUGAGCCAGAGUGUCAUCGAAUUGCGAUGUAAUGUAAACAGAAAUUAUAGCAAGUUGAUGUCAGUCAGCUUAGAUGGUCAAGCCAAAAUUAUAUCGCAUUUGAAGUUUCAAACUGAGUUAAAAAUAGUGGAAGAAAAGCCGUAAUUAUACUUAUUGUUACAAUCCAUUUAAUAAAUGCAACAUUUUUUUGUUUUAAUGAAAAAAUCAGUUAUUUUCAUGAGAACGUUUAGUUAUUCCAUCUCAAUUUUUUUAAUCUCCAAUCGCAAUAACGUAAAGUAUUAUUACCCGCGAACCAAUGAGUCAAAUUUAAGAAACAACCCACUGUUAGAAAGCUGAAUGGCUACGCUUUAAAAUGAAUGUAAACUUUAACGUUUUCAUCUAUAUUAUUUGUUUAGCAAUUUAUAUUUCAGUCGAGGAUUGCGCUUUUUUUUAUACACCCUGUAUAUGUCCGAAAUUGCGUUGUAAGUUGCAGCAGAAAUUGCCUCAUGUAACAUGGCCAUGUAACACAUUUGCGAGGUCCCAUGAGGGGUGCGAAUUAUACUAGUUCCACUGUAAUUCUGUAUUUAGUUAUUUUGGGAUGCCAUAAAUGUUAGUUUACUUUGAUCAUAUUGUGGCAGUGGCAAAUGUUAGUAUACUUUAACUAUAUUGUGGCUAUGCAUGAACCAAGACAUCCCACUAUCUGUUUUUACGUUAAUUCUAAUAUUGGUGUUGGAUAUAAAUUUAGGAGCAGGCAAAACGUCGUGCUCAGGUGUUACAAGAAGGAAUUUCUAAAGCUUUCGAGUCAUCCCAGCAGGUAUGUGAAACAAUCUAUUAUUCGUGUCUGAAUAUAUCGAUCUGGCAACAUGCUUUCAUUGAGCGAAAUUGGUCCCUCAAUCCUAUAGCCACAUGCAUGCAACUCUGUAUCUUUGCAAAUAUGCGUAUUUCCUAACAUGCAUGUCUGCGAAAAUAGCUGCAAAAAUUGGGAAUUGUUAGCAUAGGCUUUGUUUCCAUGAUAUUCCCUUUUCCUUUGACCAAUCCCACACGAUUCCCAAUUUUCACAGCUAUUUUCGCAAACACAGAUUUGGAAAAUUUUGAAAGACACAACGAAAGGCAUAUGUCCGAACGUUGGCGUUUUCUAAAUAUUUUCGGAUAGUGCAGGCACCAGCUCAGAAGACUACCCACAUUAACACCGCGGUCAAACGUAAAACACGUACGCGAGUAUACGCAAAUGGCGGGGGGAAAUGUCUGCCAAUUAAUAAUAGGAGUUAAUAUGGAGAAAGAAAAGCGUUUACUAUACGUUACGGACGUUUGACCGCUGUGUUAUACCCACAUUGGAUUCCCACCAUUCACUGUUGUUAUACAUCCGUUGUUAUACAUCCGUUGUUAUACAGUACAUCCGUUGUUAUACAGUACAUCCGUUGUUAUACAGUACAUCCGUUGUUAUACAGUACAUCCGUUGUUAUACAGUACAUCCGUUGUUAUACAGUACAUCCGUUGUUAUACAUCCGUUCUCAUUUUCUGUUUAGUUAAAACGCGAUAAGAGAAAGAGUCGCUUGCAAGGAUCAACGACAGAAGGCGAGUGA